Messenger RNA from Porites lobata, 1986 nucleotides. NCBI's taxonomy places the organism in Eukaryota, Metazoa, Cnidaria, Anthozoa, Scleractinia, Poritidae. The record is from the annotation of a GenBank genome assembly.
AUGUGCAAUAGGCACGCAAUACGUGCUAACGUAAACAAGGCAAGUAAACAAGCGAAGCGAGGCGAAUGUCUGCCAUGCGAACGUUUUGUACAAGGUAAGAGGCAUGUGGGAAAGAAAGCUCUGCUAGCACGGCACUUUAUCGCACUUUUACGAUCUCAAAAUUAAUCUGAAGCUUCAGUAUUUUUACCUCAUCGAAAUUUGGAAGUCUGAAGUCCAGGGAUGAAAUCUAUCAAAAAUUUUUGGAAUAUUAACGUCGGGUUUUGGUCACAAUAAGAUCACAAGCAACGAACCUUGAAACACAGAAACUCACAAAACCAAUCACAAAUCACAAACAAUAACGUUUUGAACCCGUUGAAGUAAACUUUCGUUUCCUAAGAGGUUCGCUAAGAUGAUUGGCGUCUGACAUUUUUUUGACGAGAGGAUCGAAAUGCAUCAAUCAUAGAAAGACAGUUUUAAGUGCAUGUUUCCUAAGAGGUCAUGUGAAUUUGCUGUUUUGUCUAUUUUAUGUCCAUUUUCUUUUCCUUAUUUUGUGAUUGGUCGAUUUUGUUAGGUCGAGUGGAUAAUCCAAUGAGGGACGGUUUGGGUGUCGUUCGAUCCGAAAUUUUUCGAAGCAGCAGUAAGAAGCAGUUUGGAUAACAUUUGGCCGAGGCGUUUCGAGGAACGUGUUAAUAUAUUGUUCAAUUAUGUUAUCCCGAGUUAAACUUACAAAUGCACACACUGUUCGCUGUAGGCCCACACUAAAAAAUAACACUGAGUGUUUCGGAAUGGGCUGGUCCGCGAACUCAAAGAAAAACAAAGGAAAUUAUCAAGACAUUCAAUGACAUCAAAGACUCAUGGACCCCAUAGACGCAAUGACAAAUCGGUAUAUCAGGAGUGUACGUGUAAAAUGGAUAAGAGUUUGAACAGAGGAAUGUUUAACAAGUUUGAGAGUUGCAAGAUUUGUGUAGCUGGUUAUCAGUGUGACAAUGGUGAUUUUGAUUUUUGCAUUGCGGAACAAAACGAGUUGCCUGUGAUAAAAAUAUGUUCCGAUGAAGGAAGAGACGAUUGUCAUCAAUUGAAACCAAAAGGGACUGAGGCUUCUGUUUUGGAACUACUGUGAUAACUGUAACAAUUCUUUUUAUUAUUUCAAUUUUGUUUAGCAGGGUGACGGUUAAUGUGCUUGUUUUUGUAUUGCGUGUUGUGUUUUUCCAUCUAAUUGUGUAUAUUGCGACGCGUUACAUGUACGAUGCUGUGUGUCGGGAUUUUGCAUUAUUAGCAAGUUUUGUGUUAGUGUGUUUUGAUGGCAGCGAAGUGACGACAAGAGAAGGUAAUGAGCUAGUUGUACAGAAGGAAAACUGUGUUGUGGAUGAAAUAAAAGAAGUUGAAUUGAGAUCUCGUCGUGGAAAAUUUGUUUAUAUCAGAACAUACAAUUCCAUUGGUUUAAACAAGGUUAGUAAUUUUUCUCGACGCGAUCUUGCACCUAGCAGACUACCGAUAAAGAAAUUAAAAUCUUUGUUACAGAAAACACGGAAUGUGAGGCUUUUUGUAUGGAAGGGUAUUCGGAAAAAUACACCAUUGUCACGUUAAAAAUAGAAAAGGUUUACAUUUAAACAGGUACGGAAGUAACUGUAACAGUGUGAGGUUUUUACUUAAAGGACAACUCCAAAACUAGUUCGUAAACGAGGGAAGGUGUAUCUGUCGUCUAAGCAUCAAAGCACAGGCCAUUUAGGUGGAAUGAGAUAUCCAAAUAGGCUUUUAAGUAAGAAUUUGCCUCUCUGUACAUGCAAUUAUCCAUUUUAUAGUGCUUACAACAGUUUGAAUCAUCGGGUUAAUUUUGGCCAAUUUAAGCUUUGUACUGAUAUCGAGAAGAAUCCAGGACCUUCAGUUUAUAUAGAUGCUACAAAAACAAUUCAUGCUCCAUACUGUCAAGGAAAUGUUUACAGUAUUUGGGGAAAAUGCUGGACAACAAUGUGUCGCAAUGAGUCUGUGCGCUUUAAUUUACAGUAA